AUGUGCCAGUGGAAUAAAGAUCAUCAACAGCCAUAUGUCCGAACUUUUGAUGGCAAUCUCGAUGAUUUGAAGAUCCAACUCAGAACUGCCAUGAAAUUCAAUAGCCCGACCUACGAUGACUGGCUCGCAGAGCGCAAUUUGAUGGAAGAACGGGCAUGCGCAGAAAUUAAGAGCAUCGACCUUGCGAAGUCGUCUUUACUGUCUAUCCUGGAGUUCACUGGCGAGGAUAUCCCUGCGCUGUCAUUUCGUCUCCCGCCUUCUAAACGUCAAAGACGAGAUUCUUACACGACGCAAUCUUCUUACGGUACUCGGCUUGACUCACACACCUGUCGUGCAAUGACCACCCUUUCAAUAUAUGACGUCUAUGGCAGCCCACAUCCUGUGGUAACGUCCUCAACUCCUCUAUCGGUCGAUCUUCUCUCCUCUCAAUUUUCUCUCAGUAUACGUGAUGACGAACAACCUCCCCGACGAACGAAUGGUGUACCUCGCGCUGAAGGAAUCCUUCAAAGGUGCGACGCGCAUGUUCGCAAGUCCAGAAAGGUGCGCGAGAUCGUCCAGAAGGCGCGAAACAACAUCGAUGUGAGAGACCUGAUCCAACAACACAAUAUUGAGAAUGUCUGCGGUGUAACAAAAACACUUCUCGAACAACAGAUCUUUGAGUCUACUCUGAAGGCGAAGAUUCGCUUCCCUCAGGUUUUCGAGAUUUCUCCCGCCCAGACGGCCGAACGGUCUGCUUCGGAGGCGGAGGCCGCAAGAUUAGAAGCCAACGCCAUCAAGUCUGCUUCCGCACGCCAGAACGACAACGCGGCCCCUGGAGACAGCCCUGACGUCCACUUGUUCGGCGACAGAGCAUCGCGGACUGGUAGAUCUCCACGAGCCGCCGACAUCUCUUCGGCUCUUGCUGAAAGCAUUCAGCUCGCCGAAAAGCUGAAGGUCCAAAACAAUAUGCUUCUCCAAGCAUUGAAGGACGUUGCCGCAAGCCCGAGACUGGAGCCUAAGGAGUCUGCCGACAUUAGGCGAGUUAUAACCAAUUGCGGGCUUGAGACAGUGGACAUCCUCCCAAGUCCUGCAACCACGCAAUGCAAGACCAGCCCUGGUGAAUCUGCAAGUCUGAAGGAGACCGUCGGCGGCGAGCACUAUAUCGAUGCUAGUGUAGGCUCGCCAGGCCACCAAAACCUACUAACGCAGCCCCUCGGUAUCGGCAACGACGGUGGAAUGGUGGGGUUCAUCGGCAAAAUGUCUGAAGUAUCUUGGCUUGCACGAGCACAACAUCAUCUCCUUUCCGGCGUGGACGGGCGCUCUGCCAGGCAAGGGCAACCCUCCGAUGACGAUGCUGCAACACAAUUUACCUAUUUCAUGGACGAGGAGGACAUCCUAAGUGUUGAUGAAGAUUAUGUAGACCCCCUUCACUGGCCAGGCGAGCCGGCCGUUCAGAUUCUUUCCGAAGCAUUCUUUCACAGUGUUCCAAAUGCAUUACACGGCAUUUCAAGAGAGCAAUUUCUUGGAGAGCUCCAUGCAUUUGCACAGUAUCAUGGGUCGCUGUCGUGGGAUCAACGCAGAUGGCUGGCACUAACAAAUCUCAUUUGGGCCUUGGGAUCGAGAUGGUUGCACAAAUCCAUGCUGGCUGACCUCCCUGGGCUGGACAACCACCUCGUAUUUUAUGCUCGAGCUCGGGCGCUUGGGCUCGACCAUAGGGUCAUACUGGGUGAUCCUGAUAUCCACGGUGUCAAGAAGCUGGGACUACUCUCACUCUAUCUCUACACGAAUGGGUCCGCCUCAAGAGCAUGGUCAUUGGUUGGCUUGGCCAUCAGAAAUGCAACAUGUCUCGGCCUACACCUCCAAACCAGUCACCGUGAUAUAGAUCAGGCGCAGCGCCAUGAGAGAAGUCGUGUAUGGUAUUCACUGUUCAAUCUCGAAGCUGCUAUGUCGGAGACUUUGGGAAAACCACCAUCUAUGUCCCUAGCGUAUACCACAAUUCCGAUAGGGCAAUUGGAUCCUGGAUCAGAAACGAGCAAUGCUAGCUUCUCAGGAGUUGCUGAUACGAGGGGGUUAUGGUUGGACUACCUUCGCCUCAAACGAAACGUGGUCCAAACAAUGCGUGGUGGGCGAAUAGCCUGGCAGAACUUCCAAUUCAUCGGUUAUGGUGAGCCUCGACCGCAUCUGGACCACCGGACACGUCUUUCUACGAUCAGUAGUGAGGCGAUGACACAACUUUACAUGCCAACGAAUCAAGAUUCUUGGGCAAGCACGCAAAAGAAAAUCCACAGCCUCGAUACCCAACUGGUGGAUUGGGAGCAAAAUCUCCCAGAAGACCUUAGUCUAGAUAGCGGAAUGGCUACCAACGACGACCCUCGUGCAAAGAUCGACUUGCUCUUAUAUUACUGCAGUAUCAAGAUGAUCAUACACAGGCCUUGCCUAUGCCAUAUCUAUAUUCCAGCCGAGUCGGAAGCUUCGAAACAGUUCAACAGCAACAGCGCCAGGGAUUGUGUUCAAGCUGCCUGUGCAUUGGUCGACAUCCUACCAGAAGACCCGACUGCUCAUGAAGCAUACCAGCUAUUGCCAUGGUGGAACCUCCUACACUACCUUGGUCAAGUGCUGAGUGUUUUCAUUCUCGAGCUUUGCCUGAAAACGGAACAUUUUGGCGGCUCGGCACCCCUGCUUAUCCACCCGGUACGGAAGGCUAUGUCGUAUUUGUGUUGUCUCACUAGCGGCUCAUUAUCAUCGUACAAAGCGUUCAGAAUAUUCCGCCAGAUGCUGACGGUUCUCAGCUCUCGUGGCGAUGGUUUCGACGACGACAGGAUCCCACUUGAGCCAUGUGUGCCUGAAGGCUGGACACAAAGGCACGAGACAGCGCUCAUGGACGCACUUAGACCGUUGAGAGUACAUGGAACUCAAAAUCGACUUGGUGAGAUCGAGAAAGUCGAGAAGUAG
Molecule: messenger RNA, 2931 nt
Organism: Exophiala oligosperma
Lineage: Eukaryota; Fungi; Ascomycota; Eurotiomycetes; Chaetothyriales; Herpotrichiellaceae
Exons: 6
Coding region: 1-2931 (976 amino acids)
Biological process (GO): DNA-templated transcription
Molecular function (GO): zinc ion binding; DNA binding
Source: RefSeq, a predicted model, not a curated record